AUGAGUGAAAUUCAAAAUAAUGAAUUAAAUAAUCGGUCAUGCCAAUUCAGAGCUCAAGAAAAUUCGAUUACAGAUGAAAAUGAUAAAAAUGGAAACGAGGCAGAGCGUAUGAAAAUAAUACAACGAGAUAUUGAGAAGGGUGUCAUUACGGUUAGUAAUGUUAAUGAAAAAGACGAUUUGGAUGUAGAAAUUUCAAAAUUGGAUAAAAUUCCAAGGUUUGAACCAUUGAUUAAACCUCAUGCUGAGACAGGUUUCACUCUUAGUGGUUUAUGGGGUUCAGCACCUGCAUCUUCGGAUCACGUUAAAGAACCAUCAUUCGGAUAUGAUUCAUUAUUUAAUUUUGCUUUAACAUAUCAAUCUCUUAUAAAAAAAUGUGUUGAAGAAAUAUGCGAAGAUCAGAGAAUAGUUAUGGAAACAGUCAAAUCAGUGGAUACAUAUUGUGUAGAGAUAAAUCAAACAAUGAUUGCCGCACAAUUACAGGCAAAAACCAAUUACGAACAAAUGGGCAUCGUUAACGUAUUUAUGAAACAAGUGGAAAAAACUCAUAAGAUGGUACAUGAAAUUUUUCAAACAUUAAAUAAGAUAGAAAAUCUUUUACCAGCGGAAGAACGAUUGACAGAUCAAUCUGCAAGUAUCAAACAUCCAACACUUCACAAGUUAUGGUUAAAUACAAGACAAAAACAUAACCAUGGUUCCUUUCAGUUUGAAACAAGACGUCUUUCCUUACAAAAACGAAGAACUCAUUUCAGCGUUGUUACAGUAUCGUUUGAUACAGUUUUGUCCGAUAAACAUCAAGAUUCGGAUAUUGCAUUAAGUCCAGUUCGAAGCCCUGACGGAACAAUAUUAUCUAAUGUUCAAAGCGUUCUCGGUUCUUCUGAAGAUAGUUCUGCUUCUGAUCGUUUGAAAGAAAUAUUUUCGAAUCAAUCACAAAGUUCAGAAGAUAUAUCAUCUUCACAAUGGCUUUCGGCAAUGAGAGAAAGUGUCAAGAAAGCCAACACAAGUAUUGAAAAUCUACAAGGAUUACAGGAAGUUCAUGCAGCCACAAAUAAUUAUGGAUCACCUAAUUCUUCACCAUCAUUACUUUCUUCAAAUAGUUCACAAUACCAUAAAUCUCCAAUUAACAAUGUUAACAAGCCAUCAAGUCCAGGCUCUUCGAUAUCAUUGCUUACAGCUAUGUUAAGACGAACUACUGUUAAAGAGGGUGAAACAAAAAAUAAAGUCACACCAAAAAUUCGUAAAAAGAAAUCAAUAUCAUCAAGCAUCCACAACCAUAAUAGUACUGUUUCCAAAACUAGCAUAGAAGAAAUCACAAUAUCGAAUGAUCAUGGUCGAAAAAACGAUUUAAAAGAUUUAACGCACCCCAAACAAGUAUCAAAAGAAGGUCUCAUUAUACAAUUUGAGAGCGAAGAUAGUAGGAGCAGUAGUGAAGAAAGGAAUGAUAAUAUGGAAGAUUCGGAAAUAUAG
Funneliformis geosporum is the source of this 1464-nucleotide messenger RNA. The record is from the annotation of a GenBank genome assembly. Lineage: Eukaryota; Fungi; Glomeromycota; Glomeromycetes; Glomerales; Glomeraceae.